AUGAGUGAAUUACCAGCACCAAAGUGCACAUCGGAUGUUUAUCGGUAUAUCGGUCGAAUCAUUGAAGAUGCGCUAAAGCAAACUGAACAAAUAUUAAUGAAACUAAAGACGCGACGUGAUGAUACGACAAUAAAUGUCAAAAACAAAACAGUAAGGCUAAAUGAAAUAAAUACAAGAAAAAAUAAAUCUUCUACGGUGCAUGUAGGAAGCUCAGUCGGAUACAAUGCUGAACGAAUCUUAGAUAAUACGUUGCCAGCUGGGACGACACAGUACCCGGGAAAGACAAGCAGUGCAUCAUGGCAGAUUAUCGACUUGUUGAGUUUUCCCGUGGACGAUGAAGAGCGGAAUUUACGACUCGAUGAUCGAGUUUUCACGUCUCUCGACCAAAAAUCAAUAAUGCUUAUGCGUGAGUACGACUACUUCCCCAAUCACGCUUAUCAACAGCAGCAACAUAAAGUGAUGGAUCUGCAACAACGGCAUGUGGAAUCAGAUCAAGGGAUGGCAGUAUCCCGCUAUCAACAAUUGGAUGGACGUCAUCCUAGCGAAGAAUAUCAACAACAACAAUCGAUUUUUCCUAAUGAUAUAUACUACCGCCAACCUGAUUUGCGUCGACAGCGACAAAAUCACCGCCAACAAUUAACCAGCUACGGUAAUUCGCACCAACAACAAAUGAAAAAAUUCGGCACACAUCGUUCAGCUUCAGUCAAGACUGUUUCUCCAGAACAAUUUCAACAACCGCAUCAGCGGGUAUUGCGAAUUCAGAAGCCUAAAGUUCAUGAGUAUGGAAGAGUGGCUGAUAAAGAUUUAUUAUUAAACCAAAAUCUGUCAACCUCAGUAUCUUAUGCUGAUCCUUUGAAUGCUGAAGAUGAAUCCAAAUCCAUCAGCAAAGAGGAUGAUUCGACUGCGGAAAGUAGUGUUGAAUUGGAGAAAGUAUCAGAGAAGCUCCAGAAGACAAAAUCACACAGAGAAGAAAGAAAGCCUGAGUCAGAAUUAAAACCACAUCGUGAGAAACCAAGUGAAAGUUCCAGCAGUUUUCAAGUUGAUGAGCAAAGGACAUCUAGUGGAAGCAGCAAUACUCAUAAUGCCGGACGAUCAGCUUCUGAUACAUUCGUUCAUUGUCAGUGUUCACGGAUAAUCGAUAAUCCGAAUACCUUAUCUUAUCAGUUGAUAUCGGAAAUGAAUUAUAUAACAUUUAGUUCAAAUGAACUAAAAUGA
Messenger RNA from Loa loa (African eye worm), 1215 nucleotides. RefSeq lists its product as hypothetical. The transcript has 6 exons. Lineage: Eukaryota; Metazoa; Nematoda; Chromadorea; Rhabditida; Onchocercidae. The coding region runs from base 1 to 1215 and encodes 404 amino acids. The record is from RefSeq and is a predicted model, not a curated record.